AUGGCUGCGGAAAGACUGUUCUUUUCCACAGAAAAAAAACCUCCAUCUGGCAUCAUAGGCGGGAAGGGAAGUAGACGGAGGUACCGUGAACGGUGGCAUUCCCUGGCCAGCCUGAAGGCACCAAGAAGAUUUUGGGCAAGAGAGCGAAGUCAGGACUGGUGGGAAAGGAUCGUUCUCACCACCUGGGAUAACGAUCAGUGGGUCGAAUGCUUCCGAAUGGACAGGGAAACCUUCAUGGAGCUAGUCUGCGUGCUCCGCGGCAGAAUUGAACGGCAGCACACCAAUAUGAGGGAACCUGUGUCCGUGGAGCAGCGCGUUGCAGUGACCAUUUGGGUUCUUGCCACCGGUUCCUGCUACCGUGUUGCAGGUGACCAAUUUGGUCUUGGAGCAUCGACAGUGGCAACCAUCGUUUUGGAGGUCUGUGAAGCCAUGGAAGUUGAACUUCUAUCAAAGACUGUGUGCCUGGGAUCAGAGAUUGGCAAGAUUAUGGAUGGAUUCUCCUCGCUCGGAUUUCCUCACUGCAUUGGGGCCAUUGAUGGGACACACAUUCCUAUUUGUGCUCCUGGGGGAAGCCCCGAGCAAUACGGGAACCGAAAAAACUUUUCAUCCAUGCUGCUGCAGGGGACAGUGGACCACACCGGACGAUUUGUUGAUGUGGAAAUUGGAUGGAGUGGUAAGAACCACGAUGCUUUCGUGUUUAGAAAUUCAUGUCUCUGUGCGGCGAUGGACAGUGGAAGUUUUGUUCCCGGAAACCCCACUUUACACCUUAAUGGUGUUUCUGUACCACCCAUUAUUAUUUCGGAUGGUGCAUAUCCCAUGAGGCCAUGGCUCAUGAAGCCUUAUGGAAAGCUGGCCAGGACACCAAGGGAGCAUAACUUCGACCGCCGCCUCUCUCGAGCCAGGAAUCAGGUGGAGAAAUCUUUCGGCCGUUUGAAGGGACGCUGGCAAACCCUCCUCUACAGACUGAAGGCCAGGGAGGAGAACGUUGCGACAAUUAUCACCGCCUGUGUUAUCCUACACAACAUUUGUGAGGCACGAGAGCAGCGGUACCUGGGCAACCUGAAAGACCCCUCACCUGUCAUGUUGCAAGAGGAUGGCUUAGAGUCGCUGGACGGCAACAAGACCUUGUUGGAGGGGGGGAAGUUGGUGAGGGAUGCCCUCGCUGAAUUCAUGGAUUCUCAAAAUACUGAUUAG
Molecule: messenger RNA, 1194 nt
Organism: Eublepharis macularius
Lineage: Eukaryota; Metazoa; Chordata; Lepidosauria; Squamata; Eublepharidae
Exons: 2
Coding region: 1-1194 (397 amino acids)
Source: RefSeq, a predicted model, not a curated record